GAGAGCUGGGUGUCGGCGGAGGAGAUCGAGAAGUGGAUGGAGGAGGCCAUGCAGAUGGCCAAAGAAGCCCUAGAAAAUGUUGAAGUUCCUGUUGGCUGCCUUCUGGUCUACAACAAUGAAGUUGUGGGGAAGGGAAGAAAUGAAGUUAAUCAAACCAAAAAUGCGACUCGGCACGCGGAGAUGGUGGCCAUCGAUCAGGCGCUGGCCUGGUGCCGGCGCGGCGGCUGGAGCCCGGGCGCGGUGCUGGGGCGCGCGGUGCUGUUCGUCACGGUGGAGCCCUGCAUCAUGUGCGCCGCCGCCCUGCGCCUCGUCAAAAUCCCGCUGGUGGUGUACGGCUGUCAGAAUGAACGUUUUGGUGGUUGUGGCUCUGUUCUGGAUAUUGCCUCUGCUGAUUUACCAAACACCGGGAGACCGUUUCAGUGCAUUCCGGGGUAUCGGGCCGAGGAAGCAGUGGAAAUGUUAAAGAACUUCUACAAACAAGAAAAUCCAAACGCACCAAAAUCAAAGGUUCGGAAAAAGGAAUGUCAGAAAUCCUGAACGUGUUCAAACGAAGGGACCAGUGCCCCUGGAUGAAACUCUUGCCUGAGAGCUGGUGACAUCAUCGAACCAUAUGUUACAUAUUAUCCUUCACCCGUGGGAAAAUGGUCUCUCAUCAUUUCCUCCGUUAAAGAAACAAAUGAACACUUUGAAAAAGUUUGACCAUUGUAAUCAUCUGUUAGUUUUUCCAAAAGCAGAAGGAAUAUUUUAAGAAAGGGACAAAUGAAAGAUGAAGGUUUUAGAAAUUAGUAAGCAAUGCAGUGCACUUCCUGCCAACACCAUGGUGCCCAGCCCAGGACAGUGCUGCCAGAGAAUGAGCCUGCAGGCCCGGUUACCUGGUGUGUCUGGACCGGGCUCUGCCACCUCGGACACCUGCUCCGCCCCUGGCGUUGCAGAAUCAGGUUCUUCAUUCUUUGCAACCACUGUGUUCUUCCAGCGUGUCAGGGGCCUGUGACUUCUUUGGAAAUUGAACAUGAGUCAUAUUCAUGUAGACCAUGAUUCUGUGGUCCUUUGAACAGAUUUUUUUACCUUUAUAAAGCAUUUAGAGAAAGUGCACAUUUUAAAACACGUGCUUAACUGUCAUUUUAAAUCGCAACAUAUUGCUAAAAUAAAACUGUAUUUGUGCCUUUUUUGAAGAUGGAUAGUCUUAAAAAUAAAAGAUAAAAGCAUAAA
Molecule: messenger RNA, 1209 nt
Organism: Miniopterus natalensis
Lineage: Eukaryota; Metazoa; Chordata; Mammalia; Chiroptera; Miniopteridae
Gene: ADAT2
Product: adenosine deaminase tRNA specific 2
Biological process (GO): tRNA wobble adenosine to inosine editing
Cellular component (GO): cytoplasm; nucleus
Molecular function (GO): zinc ion binding; tRNA-specific adenosine-34 deaminase activity
Source: RefSeq, a predicted model, not a curated record